AUGGCCUUUGUCGCCGAGCACACCUCUAUCCCAAUCCCAAAGGUCUAUCGCACCCAUCUCCACCGCGGACGCAUCGGCAUCGAAAUGGAGUGGAUCAAGCACGCCGAUUGCAUUAGCCACUGCUGGAAAAAUUUGACCGACGCCGAGAGAGAUAAUAUCACGACACAAUUGGCCUCGUAUGUCACCGAGCUGCGCUCGCUCCAGCCUCCCAAGAAUAAGCGCACCGUCGUCUCGUCGGCUUCUGGUGGUCCCUGCUGGGAGCUCCGCCUUGGCAAUCAUCCUUGCGGACCAUUCACGACCAUGGACGAGUUUCAUACUUGCGUUCGCGGUGGCAUGCGACUGACGGAAGAAACGUUCGGGCCACUGGUAGUGGACGUUCACUCUCGGCACUACGGCACCCGCUUUACCCAUGGAGACCUUUCGAUUGAGAAUAUCUUGGUCCGCGACGGGAAGAUCGUGGCCAUCAUAGACUGGGAAUGUGCGGGGUGGUAUCCGGAAUAUUGGGAGUAUACCAGGGCGUUCUACAAUCGCUACAACUUUCCAGACUUUUAUCGAAUGAUCGCGGAGAAAUUGACGCCAUACGAAGAUGAAUUGACCGCCGAGCGAACGUUGUGGAGGCUACUCGAUGCCCCUCUCGACCAGCGAUAA
Zymoseptoria tritici IPO323 is the source of this 648-nucleotide messenger RNA. RefSeq lists its product as uncharacterized. The record is from RefSeq and is a predicted model, not a curated record. Gene Ontology annotation, molecular function: protein kinase activity. Gene Ontology annotation, biological process: protein phosphorylation. Lineage: Eukaryota; Fungi; Ascomycota; Dothideomycetes; Mycosphaerellales; Mycosphaerellaceae. Bases 1 to 648 code for a protein of 215 amino acids. The transcript has a single exon.